Odontomachus brunneus is the source of this 10197-nucleotide messenger RNA. Its product is annotated as ER membrane protein complex subunit 2-like. Lineage: Eukaryota; Metazoa; Arthropoda; Insecta; Hymenoptera; Formicidae. Gene Ontology annotation, cellular component: nucleus; EMC complex. Gene Ontology annotation, molecular function: protein binding. The record is from RefSeq and is a predicted model, not a curated record. The transcript is spliced from 3 exons. Gene Ontology annotation, biological process: protein folding in endoplasmic reticulum. Bases 1133 to 5449 code for a protein of 1438 amino acids.
AGAGACAAACCAGUCAGAACUAACCUCUCAAAUUUGACAAGACGAUCGGCACGCGUAAAGUCUUGGGCAGAAAAAUGACGGGGGAUCCGUCGGGGACCAGUCGGUAUAAAGAGGAGCGGCAAGAGAGAGAGAAACAGGUGUUUGUAAUCGCUCGGAUGUAGAGGGCCUGCCGCGAAUGGCAGGCGAGGGCGCUGCGCUCGCCGUCGUUCGGUGUAGCUCUUGUUGCUCCCGUUUUCCCAGGCGGAAUCCGCAUCGCACGUCGCUGUUUUCUGUUGUGUUUUUGGGGCCGUGACCGGGACGGAGGAGGAACAUGCCGUUUUGAUAAUCGUCGCGCGCGAGGCAGGGCCGAGCCGUGUGCGUGCGAGUGUGUCGUGUCCCGCGGUGGUCGCUCUCGCUCGCGCGCGCGCGCGCGCGUGUCCCGUACGCGAUUUGUGUGUUCUGUGUGCGCAUUGUGCCGCGUGCCGCGUGCAGGUGUAAUUUAAUAAGCGCAGGCUGGGGUGGCAGGCUGGCUGGCUGACUGGCUGGCUGGCUGGCUGGCUGGCGAUUUAACAGGAUAUCGAUUUGUCUGUCGCUGGCGGUGGCGGCGGCAGCGGCGAGCGUAGUGUCGCCGCUGUGUGUUGUGCCGCUGGCUCCGCAUUGGCAGCGCACACACCGUCGCGUCGUUACGGCCGUCAGGCGUGUUACGGGGCAGCCAUGGACGUCGAUAUUUUUGGGGCACAGCAGUCCGCUGGUAGGUCGGCGGCUGUGCCGUGUGCGUGCGUGCCCGCCUCGUGCCCGAUAAGCGACGAGAUGUGACGCGAGGGUCGCCCCGGCGCGAUUAUUUCCCCGUUUCACGUCACGCGUCACACGCAGAGAGGAGCGGCCGAAGACCGUAGAUCGUCGUGGCCGACACGCACGGCGAAGACUGAGACGCGCGACGCGGUUGCGACGCGAUUGCGCUGCAGAAUCGCGCAGAUCGGCAGAGAGCGUUGGACUGGAUCGGGCGAGAGCGGGGACGGAGAGCGGAUACCUGGUGUGCAGGACCGUCCGUUUGGUCGUUGGGUCGGCUCGGUAUAGAACGGGUCCUUCCGUAAGCUGCCAGCUUGUUACACCAACCGACGUGUUUUGUCGAAGCAACCGGUGAGCGUCCAGGAUGGAUCUGAACGGCGCGGUGGCGCCCGUUCUCGGGGCCGUGGCUUGUCCCGUGUGCACCCUGUAUCUACGCGAAGGCAUCAGCCUGCAGAAGCACCUGGACACCCAUCCCAAGGAACAAGUGAUAGAUGCUCUUAUUAAGGCUAGUUCCUCCUCGUUGCAAUCACAGCAACAUCAACAAUCACAUCAACAACAGACUCCAUCGACAGUGCCAGCACCGCCAUUAGUACCACUGACACAGACUACUCCUCAGACCUCUGCUCCCAUACAGACACCUCAGGCAUCGUCCCAGGUAUCACCAAAUGCACAUAUCCCUGCUCACUCUCCGUAUCCCAUAGGACCUAUCUUCGAGUGCCCACCUAUAAGCACAAUGAUGCCACCGCAGUUCACCUCGUUCAGCUAUCAGCAAUUUGUGAACAACGGGACCAUGAUGAUACCGCAGGCGUACGCGAUGGCGCCCCAGACUAACCAGAUGAUGCAAAUGCUGUACAGUCCGUACAGUAUGUACCAGCAGCAACAGAUACCCACCGUCCAGAUGAUCUCACCGGUCACGACUAUACCUGGCGCGACGAGAAUGCGACCAGUGGCCAACAUGAGCGCGGAGAACAACGUGAGGACGACCUUGACAGUUCCUAUGAACAGUCCCGAGCCGAAGCAGAUUCUGCCUGAAAUCCUAUCCGAGCACGAGGCUGGACAAGUGUUGCCGGCCGGGAACCCACCGGCGUCGCCUCUACUGCAAAGUGAGGACGUGGUGGCUGUAGAACGCGAGCAAGUCGAUGACGACGCGCUGCACGUGGAACAGCAUAGAGUGGUGCAGCAGACGCAAAGUUCCACGGUCGCCGGUGAGGACGCCGCGCAGCACGAGUACAAUAGCAUUCCUAGAUCCAUCGCGAUCACUUGCUCAAUGAGCAAUAGCGCCGCGGACGAUAAGGUAGAGAUGGUAUUACCGGAUAUGCAGGAGGACGACGAGGAGGAGCCGAUAAUUGACGUGGCCGUGGAGCUGCCGUGCGAACCCGCGGCGUAUGAGCAAUCAGAGACGCAACAGUUCGCGCGGCAGGUCACGGUGGAGGAGUACGUGAGUGACGACAAGGAAAACGACGCGUCGCCGGACGACGCGGUCGAUCCUAUGGCUUGCGAGCGUGACGUGGAGGAAGCUGCGGGCGACGGGGGAGUCGUGAGCUGCAACGCUCCCGACGACGACGACGUUGCGUCGCCGCGGAAGACGCCAGUGAACGAAACGAAGGAGCCUGUUCGUCAACCCGAGGUGGAGCAGUUGGAAAAUCUUUUGAUCACCAUAAUGGAAACUGAGUUGAAUGACGCUUCGCGGAGAGAAGACGACCAAAAGAAUGAGGAAGAAGAGAGAAUGAACGAAAAGGAGGAACCUACGUUGGACCGAGUGGAAAGUGUGAUUCACGACACGGUGAUGACGACUCUCGGUUGUCAUGAAAACGAUCAUAUAUUGCCUGACAUGCAGGAGAACGACACCCCCGAGUGCCCGAACGAGUACGUGGAUCAUGAACUGGAAAGAACUUACUGGUACCGGCACAGGCAUGUCAGAUCAGCGCCUCCGUCUCCCUUCAUGAGGAAGGAGUCCGCUUUUAGGGAAGACACCAUCAGCUCCUCGCGUUACGGAUCCUACUUCGAACGUCGGCGAGUCGGCUCGUGCGACAAUCUCACUCUGUAUUUCCGAGAGCACGAUAACAACGACGACAACGACGAAGACGUGGAUGUGGACGACAAAGUCGACGACGAGGAGAACUUGGACGAGGCGGACAUGGAGAUCGAGGCGAUUCCCAGUCCGCACACGCCUUUCGCGCGAUACGGCAAUAACACGGAAUGCGUGAGAUCGCACACGCCGUUGUCUGCGAUCAGUGGUAUAUCUGUGUUAAGGGUUAGGACGGAUCUCAGCAAGCCCUGUUCACCCGUAUCCGUGCAGUCCUUCUGUCACGUGGACAGUGAUAGCUUGAGCCAUGACGAGGACAGUAACAGCGGGGUAGGUCAUAAUAUCGUAGAGAAAGAUCCAAUUGACUGUUCUCAGGUCGAGGAGAAAAUUAAGACUGAUCAUCAUCAGCAGCAAGCGAUGGACACGGUGUGUGAGAAUGCCGAGAAGCUCCAGGAGUCGAGUUACGUAUACCAUCAUCAAUCGGUGAUAACCGAGCACGUCAGUUCGUUCUCUGUGAAUCAUUCGCCGCCGCCGCCGCAGCAGCAACAGCAGCAGCAACAGCCCGUUUUAACGCACCACGAGUCGUAUUCUAUGACCAGCUCCAAGACACACAGCCUGUUAAAUCUGUCCGAGUCGAUUCAUCCCACAACCAGCGCCGAGUCCAAGAGCUUUCACUCCACCACCAAGUCAUUGAUGCCGAAGCAACCGAUGGAACUGCUUAACAUAAACGAGGAUGCUCACGCCGGGCCGAUGAAUGUUUUCGAAUUCGAAGGACUACAGAUAAUAGUUCCUAGUACAUUUAUAAGUGAUUCGUCCCAGAAAGCGGUGAGUGCGACCAGCCAGCAGUCCAUGGCGAGUAGUGAGGGUGCGAUAGGUAUCGAUGAGGAAGUCAAGAGUAUUAACAUGCGAGCUGACGAGACCAUGCCGCCCAGAGGCGAAUUAUCGGAACAAGAGAGCAACGGGUGUACAGAACAGUCCGCAUGGCAGUUGUACAUGGGUCAAGAAUCUUCGCGUAUGUCUACUUCCUACGAUCUGCUGGCACGAGAAAGCUGGGAAGAAUCUGAAGGAUCCGAUAAUGAGAUCAGCGGACCGCUGUUGGAUAGCAGAUCGUUGGCCACGCACUUCACGUCAAGCCUGUUUCUGGACCGGGACCGGAAGACACCGACAAAACGGACGUUCAAGUGUUAUCAUUGUAGCGAAGUAUUCGAUUGUCCCAAGGAGCGCAGAGUUCACAGCACCACGGUGCACAAGGGAGCGGUGCCCAGCAGCAGUAGGGAUCAGUUGGAUCCGCCGGAGGUGAAGGACAUCAAGUUGCUCGACAAUCGAAUGAACGUGUUCGACGACAUAUUCGUGCCGGGUCUGCACGUGCAGCAGAUGUACCAUCAGCAGCAACCACUUCUGCAUCAGCUUCAGCCGCCGCAGCCGUCGGACCUGACCAAGGCGGAAGGCGGUGAUCAGAAGAUCGACAAUCUGGCGAUACCGUCGACCAUCGAGGUGACGUGCGCGAUAUGCAGUCAGCGAUUCAACAGCGAGAAGUCCUUGCAAGUGCACCACAAGCGCAUGCACAUCGCCGAGGUGAACAAGCGGAUUCGCGAGAACGCUAAGUGCCAGAUAUGCAGCGAGGAGUUCCCGACGGUGUUCCUAUUCAACGCCCACCUGAAGAUUCACCCGCUGGAGUGCAGUCAGUGCGGCAAGUACUUCUACAGAAAGCAAAAUUUCAAACUCCACAUGAAGCGUCACCUCGGCAUCAAGCCGUUCCCCUGCACCGUGUGCGACAAAGCGUUCCUGACCAAGCAGAAGCUGGACGAGCACACCAACGGCCACACCGGCAACGCCCCGGUCAAGUGUAGUCUGUGCAACGAGACUUUCCGUAGAUAUUCGAAUUUAACGCAACACAAGAAUCGGCAUCAUCUCAACAUCAAGAAGAAGCUCAAGGACUACAUAUGCCAUUGCGGCGAGGUGUUCCACACGAAGAAGAAGCUGGCUUGGCACAAAGAGACGCACGACGAGAAGCCGAAGGCGUGCACGUACUGCAACGAGAGAUUCAUUCACAUGGCCAGCCUCACGCGUCACAUGCGCCGCGCCCACAAUCGCCGAUUCGUGCCCGAUGCCCAUCGCGAGAGCGAGAACGUCGAGUGUCCGAUAUGUAAGUGUAUCUACCUGCGCUCGUCGCUGGCGGUGCAUAUGCGCGUGCACAACGGCGAGCGGCCGUACGAGUGUCAGGUAUGCUCCAAGGCGUUCAGCACUAAGUGGAACCUGCAGUUGCACAAGUGGACCCACGCGGCGCGCAGCACCAAACCGUUCAAGUGUAAUCAGUGUAGCGCCGCGUUCUACCGUCACAGCGACUACACGGCGCACAUGAAUUCCCACCGCAACGUGCGGCCGUACACGUGCAACUAUUGCGGCGCCCAGUUCAUACGCAAAUACAACUGCCUGCGGCACGUGAAGGAGCACGAGGAGAACAAGGCGUACACGUGCGACGUAUGCAACAAGACCUUCCACCGCUCGUACUAUCUUAAGGAGCACCUGCGCGUGCACUCGGGUGCGCGGCCGUACACGUGUCACAUCUGCGGCAAGACCAGCGGCACCAAGUCCAAUCAUAACAAGCACGUUAGAAUUCACCACGCGCGCGAGCCUGUAAAUACCGAAAACUAAGGCGGGACAUUAGGACUCUUCGUCGUGCGUUCGUUCGUACGAACCUCUUCCCUUGUUUUCUUCUUUACGUAGCUCAAGACGUCGGACUCGGCGCAGCCUCGCGCUGUACUUACAGCGAUAGCGGAUAUUCAGGACUGGAUAGAAUGUUUUCCCUUGGUAUAUAUCGGGUACGGUCGAGAUCGGCAUUCCGUGAUCUCGUCGAAUUUAGUUGGAAAGAGGAAGGAGGGAGGGGGGAAAAAGAAAACUGAAAUCGCGGAGGUCGUAAGUCCGAUUGUCGAUCCCUCUCUUUAAGUGGUAACUCGAUCCAGCCUGAAUUGCACGGAGAGAGAUCCGCUGAUUCGUUGGCGCGAUCUUUGUUCCUGUUCGAGAAUCGUAGGCAUAAUUACGGAAACGGGAAACAAAAUUUAGUUAAGAUUAGCGCUAAAUAGGUAGCGCAACUGGCCGUCGAUGUAAUCGAAUGCAGCUUUCAAUUGAAGUACCGUACACACACAUACACGUACACGUACAUACAUGCAUUCAUCAGGGGUAGGGAGAACGUAAUAGCGCGUGUACGCGCUGAUAACAAUGAAAGAAUUAAGUCACUGUAACGGUAUCCGUGUGCUGAGUCUGAAGCGCUGGGUCUACUGUUUAGAUUUUUAUUCGAUUUUCCACGAUUAUUAUGUUACAUACACACGCAUUACGACGUUUUUAAUAUUAUUAUCCUGAAGCCACAUAGAAAUCUUUUAUAUACCCGAAAGUGUCUUACAGAUAGCAGCACUUCGAGCAUUAUCAAUUUGCUAUGCGUAAACGUAAUCCGGUAACAUUAUAUUAACUAGUCGUUUGUGUGAUUUGAACAAAUUGUAUGCAAUUUUUAUUGUGUGUCGACGAUCUCGAGUAAAGGUUUCCCUCGUCGUCGAAGAUCACUGCAUUUUUUAAUUAUGCUCUGUUGCGUGUAUUAUAUAGAAUUUGGAUAUUGUUAUUAUCGUUUAAUAUAUCGUGUGAAACGCUAUAACUGUUUGUCGUGUGUAACAUUUCUUGUGAGUUCUUUUAAUUUUAAUGAGAGUCUCUUAUACUGGACAUUUGUGUUAGUACAAAGCGCUCGUCACACGACCUUCGAUCGUAUAAAUGAUUUCGUAAAUGUUAAUAACAUUUGUGAAAUUGUAGCAGCGUAAUCAAUGUAUCGAUUCACAAGUUGACAUUGAAAUAAUAAUAAUAAUAUUAUUUCAAUAGCAAGGAGCAAGUUAUCGUAUUAAUUGAAACGUAUAAAAGAGAAAACGUGCUAUACGCAUACGUGUGAAGCAUCGAACGUUGGUUACGAUACGAUAAUGUGAUAUUUACGCUUAUUUUGGGGCGUAUUUAUAUCGGCCCCGAUAUAAAAAUUUGAUCGUUCAUUGGUGCAUGCAUGGAAGCGUUUACGAAAAAAUGUAGCCUUCACAGUCAACAAAAUCAUAUUUGUCAUCACGCACGCAUUCCAUGCGCAACUUUAUAAAUGUUACCAUGUACGAAAUCAUUCACAUUAAUCGAGGAUUACACGACGAACGCUCAAGUACAUAAAAUAAGAAAUUGUUACACUUCAUAUCAUCGUCUGUCUUUUCGAAUGAAAUUACUACUGAACGAUUGAGGGAAAGUUUUUAUCGAGCAAAUCAACAUUCGUGAAUCCGUGAACAUUGAUUUUUUGUACCAGAAUGUUUCGGUGAAUUUGUAUAAAUUCAUUUUGUAUAAAUUGCAAUAACGUACAUGCGAUUCGUAUUUGAACGUAUAUAUCAUUCUUCCAACACAGAAGGAGUGACACAGAAGGAGGACAUUUCAUCUUAUCAAAAAUUUCUUUUUCUUUUUAUUUUUUUUUUAUUUUUUGUUUUUAUUUAUUAUAUCGUUAUUGAAUUUCUACUGUUGUAACAAUUUUUUGUUAACAAUUAACGUCUAAAAGAUUUAUAACUUUAAAAACUAAUAUUUCGACAUUUCUUUGCACCGAAAUGAUACAUUUAAAUUUGUAUAUUAAGUCUCAAUUUAUUUACAUUGCACUAAAAUGUGAUUUGGUUGACGAAAUAAUUUAAGUGAAUUGUUGUUUACAAUGUAUGACUUCGGAUUAUACCGGGUUGGAAUUUUAUUAUACUGUGUUAUGUGCUACAUAUAUUAUAAUUUUAUUUUCUUCGAAAUAAUUACUAUGUAGGUCCAGUGACUUGAGACUUUAAUUAGUUAAGAUAAUGAAAUUCUUAAUGAAAAUUAACUAAUAUAUCGUCUCAAUGACAAAGUAGUUCCUGCGAAGGAAGGGCUACGCAAUUGAAACACGUUUGCCAACUAAAUAGUAAUUAAUUAUUAUGUAAAGGUAUUAUAAAUCGAUCCAUUAAUAUUUACAGAAGUAUGAAGCACUUUUACGUGUCGAUGGUUGUAAAAAAAUUUCUUUUUUUACGAUAUCUAUAUCUUUACGUGAAGUGUGCAUGUUUGCAAGAUCGCGCAUUGUUGCCCAAUAUAGUAAGUGUGGAACGGCUCGUAUUUAAAUUGCGUUCAAUUUUCUACGCAAAAGGGCCUAUUAAAACUAAUAUUAUCACUACCGACUAUCACGCAAUAGUUACGAAUCUUAGUUGUUAUUCUUCUAUAUUUAUAUAUUUUACAAUUAUGUAAGGCCGUAUUUUUUAUUGGUUACUAUAUAUAAUUCCAAGACUGAUCGGUGUUGGUUCUUCGUAUAUUGCUCUCUAAUAUAUAAAUCAAAAUGGUUACUUUUGUAUCAGCAUUUUAAUUUAAUGUCGCUGAUAUCGUUGCACGAUGAUUCGCUUUAAUUAUCGGUAUCGUGUAUUAUACAUACAUGAUAUUGAUGAUUUAAAGCAAAUACAUGUGAAUGCACGAAAAUCGAAAGAUAUUUCAAUGCUUGAAGACGCAAAAAACCAGUGAUUGAAAUUUAAAACUCUUAUUCGGCGUUUAACUUUGUUAUUUUUUUAUGCAAGGGAGCAAUGUGGAAGAUAGAGGACAUAAAGCUGUCUGAAUAUGUGUAUUGGUUGUCGUAGAUAUCACUGAACGUUUGAUUGAUUUUCUGCAAAUCGUGUGCUAAAACGAGUUCUAUUUAUUAAUCUUAAAAGACCAAUGAAAAAAGUGAAUAUAGAUUAAAAAAGGUGGAAACUCGUAAGAGUCCACUCGUGACUAUUUAAAUGACAAUUUAAAUUUGAAGGUGUCAACAUAGCUGAAAGUUUACACGACAGUGUGCAACAAUUUGAAUAUUUACGUGCGCUACGCUGGAGCUCGUUCGAAAGACAUUAACCCUUUGUACUCGAAAAUGAUUGUUAUCCGACGUUUUCUCGUUGGAUACCUCUCGUAGUGAGAAUGCAAAUAUUUUUACUUUUGUUAUUCUUGCGAAUUAUUGAACACUGCUCACUUAAGAUUACAACUUGUUGGCGAUUAAAAUAAGGAGGUAAUUGAAAAAAAUAAUAUUACAAAAUGUUGUGGACACGCAUACAUAUUAAAUUUGGACAGAGAAUUGUCUCGCUAGUUCUAGAAAAUAUAGACUGUGCACCGAUAUGAACAAUCACACAUUGAGAACAAGUGCGAAUAUGAAUGUGAUAAAAUACGGAAAGAAUGUAAUGUCUGUCUGUGUAAUGUUAAUAAGCGAAUCAUUAAAGUAGAUAUAGGAUGUCGUUAAAAUAUAUUUGAGCAGUGUGGAAGUGGAAGUGAAAGUGUGAUUGACAGUAAAUGAAUUUAGUUUUUUUUCGUCGCAAGAUUCCAUUCGUGACAGAACUGUGCAUUAAGACUACGAUAGGGGACAGAUUUAAUAUUGUAUGAAUAACUUUGUAUGGAAGGAUUUGUAAUUUCUAACUUCUUGCAGCUCUAGUCUAUACUGGAUAGGGAUAAUUAAAAGAAAGCCAGAAUAUUCGAAACUAAACUUCAUUCUUUGCAAUAUAAAAUGUAAUAUUAUACACAGAGUGUCUCAGCAUAGACGUGGAUAAUAUUUUAAUUUCAGCUUGAUUUGUCAAAUUUCAGAUUUUUUAUUUUAUUUCCUGUGUAUUUAGAAACAAGAAAAUUUUCAAAAAUCGAUGUUUUAAAGAUGCGAUUAAAUAAUGAAAUGUUAUUUAUUUAAUUGUUUAUUCAACUCAAAAUGAAUUUUAAUUCUCUUCAAAUGUUAAUAUAUCUGAUGUUUAAAUUAAAAAAAAAAAUAAUAGGAGAUAAACUGUCUUUUAAAAUUUUUAUUAAGAAAUAUCAAUGUUAAAUUCAUCAAAUCUAUGUAAGUAUAAAUUUACAAGAUAUCAUUUGCACGUUUUCGAGCAACCUGUGUAUAUUCUAUGUAUAUUUGGAAUAUUACAAAUUUGCACACAGUAUUCGCAUGUGAACACUUGUUCAAGCACAAAGGGUUAAAUUAUUUCUUUUUCAAUAAUCUGUAUACCACAUAUGAGGUAGAAAUGUAUUAAUGUUUUCGCUAAUUGACUCCUUCGUUCAUCUGUCAAAUUUACUCGUUUUAAAGACGAUUUGGGGAGAGAUAUGUGAUGGAAUUUCCAGGUAGCUUCAGAAGCCCACCUGCAACCAACAUCGACGUCCAAAUGUGCAAUUGUUUAGUUAAACGACAUACGUAUUCUUAACGAAUGCUACUGUAAAUAAUGUAAAUAUGUACAUCAGUUCUAUUUUAUAAUAGGGCCAAUGAAUUGAUUUGGCAAUUGAGUAUCGUAUGAAACUCGAUCUAUGCUAUAUGCAGAUAAAGGUAAGAUAAUAUUAUCAUAAAAAAAAACAAUAAAUCAACUUAUGUAUACCUUAAUAAAAUUUAUGUAUUGAGGUACGUUUUUAAAUAA